This is a messenger RNA of Knipowitschia caucasica, 1062 nucleotides long. Lineage: Eukaryota; Metazoa; Chordata; Actinopteri; Gobiiformes; Gobiidae. The record is from the annotation of a GenBank genome assembly.
AUGCGGAUAUUUACUGUCUGUCUUCCAAAGUAUGUGACCCCAGUGUUGAGCCGCUGGAGCGUGUGGGACGCAGUGUUUCUAUGUUUAGUCUUGUGUUUAGCGCGGGCGGACGAUGACUGCCCAGUGUCGUGCGUCUGCGCCAGAGAGUCUGGCACCGUGACGUGUCGGGACGGAGAGGACUCUGGAGACCUGCUUGUGGACCUCCCGCAGUGGACGUCCAAUUUAAUAGUUCAGGGUAAAAACAUGUCAACUCUGCGCCGUGCUGCGUUCACGGACAACUCAACAGACUUGGACAUAACUACUUUGUGUCUGUCCUACAACGGGAUACAAACUAUUGAACCGUAUGCCUUCCUCGGGCUGCCCAGUCUACACCUUCUAGACUUAAGCCAUAACCGACUGGAGUCCAUUUCGACUCGAGCUUUCUUCGGGUUGUCACAGUUGCGAUCGCUGUAUCUGAACUAUUCCGUUUUACCGGAGGCAGUGAUGCAACUUUCCAUCGCGCUUAGUUCACAAACUUUAUCAAACCUCCACAGACUGGACUUAGCGGGGAACAGACUGAAACACAUCCCCCUGCAGAGGUUGGACAGCUUCGACCUACACGUGUUAGUCCUGGUUAAUAACUCCUUUGAAAGCAUCACGAAGGAGAAUGUGUCGGAUUUGUAUCAACAGCGACACAUGCGCCUCUAUCUCUCCCUCAACCCGUUCCGCUGUAAUUGUGACCUAGAGGCCUUUUACUACUGGCUGAAGAACGCGUCCCAGUGUCCAGAUGUGGGGCGGCUGGAGUGCGCGGAGCCCGAGAGCAAGAGAGGCGCACUGGUGGAGCAACUGCGCGCAGAGGACGUGGAUUGUAACUUGGAGAACCUGGAGGCGGUGUCCUACGUGUUUCUGGGCCUCGUGAUGGCUCUCAUUGGGGUUGUUUUCCUGAUGGUGCUGUAUCUGAACAGAGGAGGCAUCAAGAAGUGGCUGAACAACAUCCGAGAGGCGUGCAGGGACCAGAUGGAGAUCUACCACUACCGCUACGAGCAGGACUCAGACCCGAGACUGGCGAAUGUGGCCGUGUGA